GUGAUGCCGGGACCCCACUCCCUCCAGGGCGCUGCCUCCGGGGCCGGGGCAGACGGUGUCGGGGAGCGCCCCCGCCGCGGAGACCCGGGGUCCGCCGCUGCCCGCCGCCGCCUGGAGGGGGCGACCCACCGCCGCCGCCCGCCUCCGGGCUCCCAGCCGCAAGCCCCGGCACAGCCUGGACUUGGGGACCCGGCGCUCCGGACCCUGCACCCGCAGCUCCGGCGGCUGCAAGGUGAAGACGGAUAUUAGGAGUAUCUGGGUGACCAGACUGCAAAGGCUUCCUUCAGCUACAAAAAUGUCCACCAGUUGCGUCUUGAAGUGCCAUUAGCUGUAACUGAAGAUCCAGACCCCAAGACUAUAGCCAAGUAUUCCCAGUCCCAAGAACCGAAGACCAUGGAGCUCUCGGACAGCGACCGCCCCGUCAGCUUCGGCUCCACAUCAUCCUCCGCUUCUUCCCGGGACAGCCAUGGCUCCUUCGGCAGCCGAGUGACUUUAGUUUCCAACAGCCACUUGGGCCUGUUUCCCCAGGAUAAGGAAGCGGGGGCCAUAAAACUGGAGCUGAUCCCAGCCAGGCCGUUCUCCAGCAGCGAGCUGCAGAGGGAGCGCCUAGCCGGGCAGCAGAGCACAGACGCCGGCAGUGAGAGGCAGCCCCGGACCCAGCGGAGAGCGGAGGCGCACGGGGCCCCCGAAACAAGUGCGGAGGUGGCCAACAGCCCCAAGCUCCUCUACGUGGAUAGAGUUGUUCAGGAAAUCCUGGAGACCGAAAGGACUUACGUGCAAGAUUUAAAAAGCAUCGUAGAGGAUUACCUUGACUGCAUCAGGGACCAAACAAAACUUCCUCUGGGGACAGAAGAAAGAUCAGCCCUUUUUGGAAACAUACAAGAUAUCUACCACUUCAAUAGUGAACUUCUGCAAGAUUUGGAAAACUGUGAAAAUGACCCUGUGGCCAUAGCAGAAUGUUUCGUGUCCAAGAGUGAAGAGUUCCACAUUUACACCCAGUACUGCACGAACUACCCCAGAUCUGUGGCUGUGUUAACAGAGUGCAUGAGGAACAAGACCCUGGCCAAAUUCUUCAGGGAGCGUCAGGAGACUCUGAAGCACUCGCUGCCCCUGGGGUCCUACCUCCUGAAGCCAGUGCAGCGGAUUCUCAAGUAUCACCUCCUCCUGCAUGAAAUAGAAAAUCACCUCGACAAGGACACGGAGGGCUACGACGUGGUACUGGAUGCUAUAGACACCAUGCAGCGGGUGGCCUGGCACAUCAACGACAUGAAGCGGAAGCACGAGCACGCAGUCCGGCUGCAGGAGAUACAGAGUUUGCUCACUAACUGGAAGGGGCCCGACCUGACCAGCUACGGGGAACUGGUGCUCGAAGGGACCUUCCGCCUCCAGCGGGCCAAGAACGAGCGGACCCUCUUCCUCUUCGACAGGCUGCUUCUCAUCACCAAGAAGAGAGACGACACGUUUACAUACAAAGCUCACAUCCCGUGCGGCAACCUCAUGCUGGUGGAGGUGAUCCCCAAGGAGCCACUCAGCUUCAGCGUCUUCCACUACAAGAACCCGAAGCUGCAGCACACAGUUCAGGCGAAAUCGCAGCAGGACAAACGCCUGUGGAUUCUGCACCUGAAGAGGCUGAUCCUGGAGAAUCAUGCGGCCAAGAUUCCAGCAAAGGCCAAGCAAGCAAUACUUGAAAUGGAUGCCAUUCAUUAUCCAGGCUUCUGUUACGGCCCCGAGGGCGAGGCGAAGGCACUUUCCACCCCAUACCGGCCGAGGAGAAAAUCCGAACCUUCUUCAAGAUCACAUAAAGUUUUGAAGACCAGUGGAACAGCACAAGACAUCCAAAAGGUCUCUCGAGAGCAAAGGUCUCCCCAGCGGACUUCGGCAGGGCCGUCUCCUGCCCAGAGGAGCGGCCAGCCCAGCGGUUCUGCCAUCCUCAGCGUGCUUCGAGGGGGUGGAGCCGUCAGAAACAUCUGGACGGACCACCAGAUCAGGCAGGCCCUGUUUCCCAGUCGACGGUCCCCACAGGGGCACGAGGACGAUGAAGAUGAUUACCAGAUGUUUGUGCCAUCCUUUUCCUCUUCGGACUUGAACUCUAGCAGACUGUGUGAAGAUAGCACUUCGAGUCGCCCGUGCAGUUGGCACAUGGGACAGCUGGAGUCCACAGAGACCACCAGCUCCGGCCACAGGGUUGUUAGGCGAGCCAGCAGUGCCGGCGAGAGCAACACGUGCCCUCCCGAAAUAAGAAUCAGGGACAGCGAUGGCUCUCCGUACAGUCCCCGCAGGGAACUGCAGAAUGGCCCUAAAACAGAAGGGCAGGACGGGAUGACUCCUUUCGGGUCAGCUAUAGAGUUGACCCUUGACGAUAUAGACCACGUCUAUGACAACAUAAGUUACGAGGACUUAAAAGUAAUGGUUGCUCAACGGGAAGAAGCUGAAUCCACUCCCCCGAAGUCAACCAGGGACUCUGUUCGACCCAAGAGCACACCGGAGCUGGCCUUCUCGAAAAGCCAGGCUGGCCACGGGAAGAGCCCUGUGGACACAAACAGAGACAGACCUCUGGCAGGGCAAGAGGCAGCGGACCAAAGCACACGUGAGCUCGAGGUGGGUGAGGAAAACAUCUACGACACCAUCAGGCUCCCAGACCCACCCUCGCUGGGUUUCAAGUGCAGCAGCCUCCAGCGUCCCAGGAGGAGUACCUUCUUGGGUCUGGACGCCGACUUCGCCUGCUGUGACAGCCUGAGGCCCUUUGUCUCCCAGGACAGCCUCCAGUUCGGCGAGGACGAAACACCUAGCCAGCCAGGGCCCUCUGACGAUGACUACUUGAGUCUGCUGUACAACUCUUUCAGCUGCAACUUGCCUCUCGCUGCUGAUAAGUCUAUAUCGGACAGGCUGUCUGAAGAAGUCGACGAAAUCUGGAAUGACCUGGAAAAUUACAUCAAGAAAAACGAAGUCAAAGCCAGAGACCGGCUCCUCGCGGCAUUUCCCGUUAGCAAAGAUGACGUGCAAGACCGGCUGCAUGCCGAGAGCACGCCUGAGCUGAGCCGGGAUGCGGGCCGGGCCCUGUGGACACUCUCGCUCCCCGAGCGCCAGGCCCUCCUCACGCCGCUGCAGGACAGCCGGGCCAGCUGCCCCUUGGAAGAAGACCUCAUAUCCAAAGAAGGCUCCUUUCUGAGCCUGAACCAGCUCCCGUUGGCCAGCGAAGUGCCUCCCGUGGAGAACCCAUAUGACCUGGCCAACAGCAGUCUGUCCCAGACGGACCUUGGCAACCCUGACCCCGGGGUGGACACCACAGACAAGACCAAAAGCAGAGUGUUUAUGAUGGCCAGACAGUACAGUCAGAAGAUCAAGAAGGCAAAUCAGCUUUUAAAAGUGAAAAGCCCGGAGUUGGAGCAGCCACCGGCCAGCCAACAGCAAAAAUCUGUGCACAAAGACCUGGCGGCCAUCCUGGAAGACAAGAAGCAAGGAGGGCCUGCCAUCGGCGCCAGAAUCGCUGAGUACUCCCAGCUGUAUGACCAGAUUGUAUUCAGAGAGUCGCCCUUUAAAACUCAGAAGGAUGGCUGGGCCAGCCCUCAAGAAUCCUCCAGCCUCAGAACUAGGUCACCUUCCCAGGCCCAGCGUGGUAGUGAGGACUGGCUUCUGCAUUCAACGUAUAGUAAUGGAGAAUUAGCAGAUUUCUGUCCUCAGCUGGAGCGAGACUUGAAGCCGAAAUAUCCCACUUUGGAGCUCAACACAAAAAGUGCUCCCAGACACCUGUCCACAGCUUGCUCCGUACCUUCUCUUCAAACCCCAGACCGCCUGCUGGGGCCCCUGCAGAGACACAGCGUGGUCGUCAGCCAACCCAACAAAGAGAUCUCGUGUCCGGGCCAUCUUUAUAACUCUUUGGGUCGGAGAGGAAUCAGUGCGAAGUCUCAGCCUUAUAACAGGUCUCAGUCCUCUUCCUCCAUCUUGAUAAACAAGUCAGUGGAUUCCAUCAACUACCCCAAUGAAAUGGGAAGCAAACAGCUGCCAUCUUUACACAAAGGUCCCAGGUGUGAGAGUCACCAGGAGUUGCUGCCAGGGAUGGGUGACUCACGUCCACAGGAUCCUGGAAAACGCUCAGACCUCACUCUCCAAGACUCACAGAAAGUUCUGGUAGUAAAUCGAAAUUUACCUUUAAAUGCCCAAAUGGCUACCCAGAACUAUUUUUCCAAUUUCAAACAGACCGAAGGCGACGAAGAUGACUAUGUGGAAAUAAAGUCAGAAGAAGACGAGUCUGAGUUAGAGCUGUCUCACAGCCGCAGGAAGAAAUCGGACCCAAAGGCAAUGGAUGCUGACUUUCCCGAUGAUGUGGGCCGCAAGGACGCGUCUUACUCUUUGAACAGUCCGAGCACUCCCAAAAAGCCAGUGAGUGGCAAACUGGGGGCUUCUCCCUACCUGACACCAUACAACGAACCCGACAAACUGAAUGACUAUCUUUGGAGGAGCCCGUCUCCCAGUCAGCAGAACAUUGUCCAGAGUCUGAGGGAAAAAUUUCAGUGUCUUAGUUCCAGCAGCUUUGCCUAAGGUUCUCAGUAGUGGCUGCCCGAAUUAACUUCCUCCCGUGCUCGAGAGUAACAGAGCCUGACAGGCGUUUUAUAUGCCCCACAUUAAACAGUUUUGUAAUGACCAGAGGUGUAAAUGUACUUCCUUUUGCAGCACAACUUUUCGGAACGGCUGACGACCCAGCCGGGAUUGUACUGUAGCCGAUGUCAGCAUCUCUGUGUUUUCUAAUGCUGGUUGUCUUCCUGUUUCAUGUAAGUCAGUUUUACUUGAAAAUGUCUAGGUUUUCUUUUUUUAAUAAGAUGGCAAUAUCUUUUCCCCAUAUUCUGACAGUAGUGCCCACACUGUAAGAAAUGCAAUAUUCCUUUCAUUAUCCAGAAGCCACGAGUAGUUACAUCUUAGAACUGACUCAUUAGAGGCAGCCAGGAAGCUCCUCCCUGUUUUUAAAAGGAAACUAAAGCUGUUUAAAGGAUUAUGCUUAUUAUCUCCGGCAGUCUGGUUUCAUCUGUGGCGAGAGCCUAGACUAAUUGAAGCUGAAGAUCUCUAACUGGACUGUAGUCCAUGGUGCCCAUUUUAGGGUUUCUGUUCUGGUAACCCUACAUCAGUUUAUCGGGAUGCAGAACUGGUGUAACUAUUGGAAAUUAGAAUGUAAUGAGACCAAUUUUCAAAAACAAAAACCUUUACCCGGAUUCCUGGAAAUGCCUCAAGAAUGUGCUGCUCAUCACAUUUAUUUUACGAUUUCUAGGGUGUAACAAAUUAUUCUUUCAAUGGCUUAGAGGAAACCAAGGGCAAGAAAAUGCAAGUUGACUUAACUGUUAGAAAAGAUGGGUUGACAUCUGGGAACAGCUUGAUUAUCUGCUCAUGUAUCAGUGGAAGGGCUGGGACAAAUAAGGACCAGUCUGACUAUUUUUUUGUGUCUGCCUCUGAUCAACUCAAAGUAAACCACAAGUUAAAAAUACAAAAAAGCACUUUAAAGUUCCCCUUUCCAGAGCCAUUUUUCCCACCUACUUUGCUGACUUUUGUACUCAGCCGAAUGACCUCAUCUCGGCCUGCAGGGUUUCCUCCACGGCCAUGAGAUUCCUUCCCUACAGCAAACAGAGUGGAGGUGCUUUUUCCCAUUGUCCUGAGGUAAAUAAGGGAAGGGAAUCUUUGGUGAACAAGUUCUGGCUGAUAACAUCUUUCAUGUUGUGAUUCUGGUCUUUAAGUCGCCGUUGGAGUGAUAGGUUGGGUUACUCUAACUCUCUAUGGAGGGAAACUAAAAACAAAAGCAAAACCCUGUGAGUAAAAGGCAAAACCAAUGAGGCUAAAGAGGAACAUGAAGGCAGGUCGGUGGUUCCUUUAUAAAAACACGAUUUCAGUGAAGACCCAAGAACGUCUCUCCAACAGCGGCUUCUGCAGCCUCACUUUAAGCAGUUUUACACCUGCGGCCCUCCUCCCCUCCCCUCUGAGUUUUCACUUUGAAAGACAGGAUAGUGAGAACAGAAGAAGGGGUCUGGGCUCUGCAUCUGAAGGUGAGCAAGGAUAUAUCGAUUUGUAUCAGUGACGCCUUAUUGUUGAGUUAUCGCCAUUCCUUUCCCCUUUUUAAGCCCUGUGCCUCUUUUUCUUAACUGUAAAACAUAAAACGUUACCACCAUUACUGUGCAAACAGGUACCUAAGGCAUUCGUUUUUCUUUUUCAAUAACAAAAAGUAACCCAGGUUUCUUGCUUCUCCACACGAUUCUUCUUGUAGCUUCUAAAACAAAGUCCACACUGAAUGGCAUGGUUCUGGGGUCAUUUCUGCUUUCCAUUCCUUUCUUUAAAUGUGUUAGGAGCUUUCAAGAUCAGCAGUAUCAGCAAAGACCAGCACUGUGAGAAGACAUUUUCUUAGACUCGCUGGGGGUCCUUGUCAGUGCGCGGAAAACAAAGUUACCUAACUCUUCUUGCCCCAAGAAUGCAGUCGUGCCCUUUGCCUUUUCCUUUCUGUGACCAAAAUUCCACCGAGUCCAAAUUGCUGUGGUGUCUUUCUCGGGAAGGAUUCAUUCUUAACACCAAGGCCUUGGUGACAGCUUUGAUAUCCCCCCGUGGGAAUACACCCCACGGCCAGUGUGGAGGUUGUACUAUAGAAAAUGUCUAUAUGGUCCUCUUUAGUUCCUGGGACAGAUCUCUAAUUUUAUAGAUUGCAUCUGUCACCAGGAUGCAGAUUUUGAGAGCCGUGUGUGUAUAUAUAAAAUCAUGUUUGUAUCUUUCCUCAAAGUUAUCCAUUAAGUGCUUUUGUUUGAAAUAGUUGGUUUUGGAGGUGGGGUGAGGCUGUAUACAACUGAAGAAAAAGGGGUAUAUGUACUUCAAAAUAUGUCACGUUUUUAUUAGGUCUGUGUACUGAAGGUUGAAGUUUUUUUAUCAGCUCACUUUUCUCCUACUCUAUUCUUUGUGCAAAAAAAAAAUUCAUCUAAGAAAACAUAGUUUAAAUAUUGUAUAUAAGUUCAUGAAAGUAAUGCUCAUUAUUUAAUAAAGUUUA
Molecule: messenger RNA, 7009 nt
Organism: Artibeus jamaicensis (Jamaican fruit-eating bat)
Lineage: Eukaryota; Metazoa; Chordata; Mammalia; Chiroptera; Phyllostomidae
Gene: PLEKHG1
Product: pleckstrin homology and RhoGEF domain containing G1
Exons: 17
Coding region: 394-4539 (1381 amino acids)
Molecular function (GO): guanyl-nucleotide exchange factor activity
Source: RefSeq, a predicted model, not a curated record